CUGCCCCUUACUCUGGACCCCUUGCGGUUAGAGGAGCAGAACCAUCAGCUCCCCGCCGGGUCCAGCCGACACCUCGAAGCAACAAAACGACAUGGCAGCUCCAGCUAAGGACGAAAACCUGUCCCUGGUGGUGCAUGGACCUGGAGACAUUCGCUUGCACAGCCUCUGGGGUCACAGACAGGCUGACACGUGGGAGCAAGUGGCAAAGACAUCUUCUAAGAAUCUGGGCACAGGCCACAUUACCUUCAAUGCCUGUCCCUUUAAGGAGAACUACCCAAUCCCUGAGCUGGGCCCAAAUGAUGUGUUACUGAAGAUGCAUUCGGUGGGGAUCUGCGGCUCGGAUGUUCACUACUGGGAGCAUGGCCGAAUUGGGGAUUUUGUUGUGAAAAAGCCCAUGGUGCUUGGGCACGAAGCUGCUGGAACAGUCACAAAAGUAGGAGCAUCUGUGAAACAUCUAAAACCAGGAGAUCGAGUUGCCAUCGAGCCUGGCGUUCCCCGAGAAAUAGAUGAAUACUGCAAGAUUGGCAGAUACAAUCUGUCGCCAUCCAUCUUCUUCUGUGCCACACCCCCGGAUGAUGGGAACCUCUGCCGCUUCUACAAGCACAGUGCUGACUUCUGCUACAAGCUUCCUGACAACGUUACCUUUGAAGAAGGGGCGCUGAUUGAGCCUCUGUCUGUGGGGAUCUAUGCCUGCCGUCGAGGUUCAGUUUCCCUGGGGAACAAGGUCCUUGUGUGUGGAGCUGGCCCAGUUGGGAUGGUCACUUUGCUUGUAGCCAAAGCAAUGGGAGCUGCUCAAGUGGUGGUGACUGACCUAUCUGCUUCUCGGUUGACCAAAGCCAAGGAAGUUGGAGCCGACUUUACCAUCCAGAUUGCCAAAGAGACCCCUCAGGAAAUUGCCAGUAAGGUGGAAAGUCUGCUGGGGGGCAAGCCAGAGGUCACCAUUGAAUGUUCAGGAGCGGAGUCCUCCAUCCAGACCGGCAUCUAUGCCACUCACUCUGGUGGGACCUUGGUGAUUGUGGGAAUGGGCUCUGAGAUGAUCAAAUUGCCCCUAGUGCACGCAGCUGUUCGGGAGGUGGAUAUCAAAGGCGUGUUUCGCUACUGCAACACGUGGCCAAUGGCAAUCUCCAUGCUUGCAUCGAAGACGCUGAAUGUGAAGCCCUUAGUUACCCAUAGAUUCCCUCUGGAGAAGGCUGUGGAAGCCUUUGAAACAGCCAAAAAGGGAGUGGGGCUCAAAGUUAUGAUCAAGUGUGACCCCAAUGACCAGAAUCCCUAAAUGUGACUUGGUGUAUGUUCUCAGCCCACCCUCAGCAUCUAAGGGCUAAAUGGCUAGAAGGGGAGGCCAUUAAUGCAGAACUUUCUUUUGAAUGGUAAAAAUAAUAAACUCAUAAGCCGAGAGCCUUAGAGGAGUUGGCGUGCCUUAAAGACAGAAGUAGGGGUACCUUGGGGGAUGUUGCAGCCAGAGUGAGAUGCUCAUACUGAGCAAAGUCUAACAGAGUCUGGCAGAUAGACCCUGGGAAUGUUCUUUCUCUAGUACCUUCUUUGGGUGAGGAGACAAAGCAUGCCCUUGUCCAUGUUCCACUGUGGCUGCCAGGGAGCCGGGCUGACUGAUGAAGAAACGGCUUUAUUAACAUGAAAAUGGCCCCAGGGCUGAAGUUUCAGUAGCUGUUGAGAGCAGUGUUUCUUGAGCUAAGUGUCACUUAUUUGAAGGGAGUAAGAAAAGGAAUUUGCCUCCUGGAUCCAGGCAAGGAACUGAUCGGAAGAGUAAGACAAAUCCCAGAUGAGGUACGCUAGCUUACAUCCCCAGAUGUGGAAAGAAGAAGGGCACUCAGCUCUGCCCAAAGACCACCUCUGUCUCAGCUCCUAAGAAUUCUGUCGUUACAUUUGCAAAGUGGAAGCCCACCUUCCCGACAACAUUGCUCAUUCAUGAUCAGGAGCAGUACCCGUUGCUAAGCAACCAGGAGACUUCCACCUAAAGAUCUUAAACCCUGCCUAACUCACGCAAGAGUCACAGGAGGGCUUGAGUUUCCCACUCACAGGAUGAGACUCCUCUCCCAGGCUCACUCACAGGCAAUUAUCAUCCUGGUCCACUCAGCUCUGGCUCUCGGAAGAUGCUCCCCCUCUCAGCUGGGUGAGGCUGGUGAUAUCUAUUGGGAGGGUGUCAGAGUGUAAUUUCGUCAUAGGGCUUUUCUUUAUAAGAUUUGGGUCCAAAUCACACCCUUUGUGAUCUUAAGAUAAUCAGGAAGUGCACAGUAACUGACGUACCUUGGGCUGCAGUCUGUGAUCCACCUCUUCACCUAUGGGUAGGGGACAUGUGAAAAAAAGUGAUCUUCCAAACCUGAGCUUUCUCAAACUGCUUCGCAUAAUAAAUUCUGUCGCUGGUAUCAACUCCA
Molecule: messenger RNA, 2390 nt
Organism: Grammomys surdaster
Lineage: Eukaryota; Metazoa; Chordata; Mammalia; Rodentia; Muridae
Gene: Sord
Product: sorbitol dehydrogenase
Exons: 10
Coding region: 92-1273 (393 amino acids)
Biological process (GO): D-sorbitol catabolic process
Molecular function (GO): L-iditol 2-dehydrogenase (NAD+) activity; zinc ion binding
Source: RefSeq, a predicted model, not a curated record